UGCAAUUGCCAGAGAGCCGUCGCCUGUUAAAUGUUAAUGUUGGAUGUUUGAUUCCUACUACCGUUACCGACACCACAGUAUUAUUAGUCACCGUCGUUACCGCACACGAAUUUUUAUUGUUCGGUCGGCGAGUGGCUAAACGUUAUCUGCAUAUACUAAUCGUCGCCCGUCCGAUUGUAUUAAAUUAAUACGUUCUGCGAUCUUCGAUCUCUGCGAUUAGUAUUUACUAUUUAGUAUGUCGAUCCAUUCUCUAGACUUAACUCGUUGUCCGUCAAAGUCCGUUUGAUGCGUUAUCUAACAUAAGCAAAUCAUACGUUACUAGUACCUACGUAGUUAGUCCACGUAUUACUAAAUAAAUAAAUUAAUCGUUACGUAUUGUACGCGUCAAUCAAACGGAAACGAAAAAAAAUGUUCCAGUGAGUAACUCAAAACUUCAACUGCUACUAACUGCUAAUUGACAACUACGCAUCGACGACUGUCUUCGAAGCCGAAUUAAAACUUUAAUCGUCAUCAAAAGCUGCAUAUAUAAACACACAGAAAUGGAUGAAGGAAUGGAUCCGACAUUUGCAAUGAGACUGAGGGCGCAGUUGUCAAGGAGUCCCGACUAUGUUGUUUUGAAAAACCGUCAAAUGCAAGUAGCAGCAGAAUCCAAGUCACAAUCUGUAGAGAAAGAAAAUACAUUAUUGGGUUUUAAAAGACUUGAGGAAAUGGAAGUUGAUGAUGAUCAAAAUCAAUUAAAAUCUUUUAAGAAAUUAAAAACUGAUCAACCAUGUUCAUCUGUUCAAACUUAUGAUCAAUUUAAUGGUUUCCGAGCUGAUCGGUUUAUACCUUAUCGAGAGGCACAUAACCUUGCAGCAAGGUUUAAUAUUAUAUCAGACAUUAGAUAUGGCUUAGAUUAUGGUAAGAAAGAUUUUCAAAGUGAAUCAGCUAAUAAAGAUAAUGCAUACAAAGCCAUUCUUCACAAUGAGUUGCUUGGAUCUAGUGUUGGUGAAAUAAGUAUUCAAGAUAAAAACCGUGAUCGUUUAGCCACCAAACGAAAUUUGUUUCAAUACUAUUCCUCCAGUCCUGAACAAGUUGAUAAUAUUCAAUCACGAGUUCCUUAUUCUUUAUCUCCUCUUGGCUCUAAAAGUCAGGAAAUUUUACGAUCGCCACGUAAAAUACCUCGAAAAAUUUCUAGAGUACCUUACAAAGUCCUUGAUGCCCCUGAACUGCAAGACGACUUUUAUUUAAAUUUAGUUGAUUGGUCAUCUUCAAACUUACUUGCUGUCGGGUUAGGAAGUUGUGUUUAUUUAUGGUCUGCAACUACAAGUAAAGUCACAAGGAUUAGUGAUUUGUCAUCUGAUGGUAAUGUUGUUACUUCAGUUGCUUGGAAUGACAAAGGCAAUUAUUUAGCCUUUGGUACUCAAGAAGGAUCUGUAGAAGUAUGGGAUAUUGCUGCAGAAAAGCAAGUCAACAGUUUAACUGGACAUGCAGGCAGAGUUGGUGCUAUUGCAUGGAAUGGCGAUGUUGUAUCAUCAGGAAGUCGAGAUCGAAACAUAUUUUUAAGAGAUAUGAGAGGUCCAAGUUUAUCCACCUGUAGGAGAUAUGCUGGUCAUCGGCAAGAGGUAUGUGGACUAAAAUGGUCUCCAGAUAAUAGAUACCUAGCAUCUGGAGGAAAUGAUAAUAGAUUAUAUGUAUGGAAUACACAUGCAUACACUCCACAAUUGACAUAUCAUCAACAUACUGCUGCAGUGAAAGCAAUUGCUUGGUCACCUCAUCAAAGAGGUUUAUUGACUAGUGGUGGAGGUACCGCUGACAAAUGUAUACGUUUUUGGAAUACAUUAACUGGACAACCAAUGCAAUGUAUUGACACUGGAUCACAAGUGUGCAAUCUUGCUUGGUCUAGGAAUACUCAAGAGUUAGUUAGUACACAUGGAUAUUCUCAAAAUCAAAUAGUUGUUUGGAAAUAUCCUUCGAUGAGUCAAAUUGCUAAACUCACAGGUCAUACAUUCAGGGUAUUAUAUUUGUCCAUGUCCCCAGACGGAGAAUCCAUAGUAACAGGAGCUGGAGAUGAGACAUUAAGAUUUUGGAAUAUAUUUUCAAAAGCUCGUUCACAUAAAGAACCCAAGUCAAAACUAAACCUUUUUACAAACAUUCGAUAAGUAGUGUGUAUUAUUAUAAUUGAUCCAAAAAUUUAAUCAUGUCUUGAUCUCUCUUUCUUAUAUAUUUUAUGUUUUGUUUGCCUUUUAGCCAUUUUUCAGUUUGUUACCCAUUGAACAAACUUAACUAUUUUUUUUUUUUAAUUGUAAACAAUUUAAUUUUGUUUUGAUUUUGGUUUUG
Messenger RNA from Melanaphis sacchari, 2319 nucleotides. RefSeq names its product fizzy-related protein homolog (gene fzr). Gene Ontology annotation, molecular function: ubiquitin ligase activator activity; protein binding; anaphase-promoting complex binding. The transcript has 2 exons. Gene Ontology annotation, biological process: anaphase-promoting complex-dependent catabolic process; positive regulation of ubiquitin protein ligase activity; positive regulation of anaphase-promoting complex-dependent catabolic process. The record is from RefSeq and is a predicted model, not a curated record. Bases 540 to 2141 code for a protein of 533 amino acids. Gene Ontology annotation, cellular component: anaphase-promoting complex. Lineage: Eukaryota; Metazoa; Arthropoda; Insecta; Hemiptera; Aphididae.